AUGUCACGUCUUCACGUGUUUUCAUUCAUUUUAUUGGUUCUGUUGGCACUAGCGCAAGCCAGUAGUCUCUACCGAUUCAAAAAUAACCAGGACAACGCCAUUCCCAGAAGUUCCUUACUCAUAUCUGGACGAGGCUUUAUGCCUGGUUUUGUUGAUCAGCCAUCUUCCAUCUUUCUCAAAAAACGUGGCCAAGUAGGCUUUUUCAAUGCCCAAGAAGAUAAGCGCAGCGGAAGAUCAGUUGUACCCAGAAGCGGAGUGCCCCGAAGUGGUUUGCUGAUAUCCGGUCGCGGUUGGCUCCCAGGCUUUUAUGAACAAGACUGGACAAAUCAGAUAUAUUUAUAA
Messenger RNA from Auanema sp. JU1783, 342 nucleotides. NCBI's taxonomy places the organism in Eukaryota, Metazoa, Nematoda, Chromadorea, Rhabditida, Rhabditidae. The record is from the annotation of a GenBank genome assembly.